UUAAAAACAAGGAUGCUCAGAAUGAUCAGAAGUUUAAUAUAAUCUCAAAUACGCUUUUUGAUAUGUUGUCAAUUGUUGAUAUUCUUCAACAAAGCGCAAUUUGUGUAAUACACACUUGUAAGUAAACAAUGUGUAUUCCAUGUGUUCAAAAUGGCGGCCAUAUACACACGGUCACGUGAUUGAAUUAAUAUGAGCUGCAAAACAAUGUUUCCAAAACGUUGCCAGUCAUUUCGAACUUAAAUUGUCGUUAAAGUUAUGCAAUGAAUUCAUACAAUAGGCAUACAGAAGAUGCAUAUCCACAGGAAAAUGAAAUAAAUAAAAUGGCGAAUAUCGCGCCAUUCCAAUAUGGCGGCCAAUCAGUGAUCGAGAAAGCUUCAAUAAGGAAGCGUACCGUUUCUUCCUCUUUCUCCAUUCCAGUUGGCAUCUGUGGCACCGAUCGGUUGAUCGUUGCAAAAUCUGGAAGGAACAAUAAUGAAGGUUGCCAUUAUUCCUGGGAAUGGAGCUGGAGAUGUCUUCAGUGCAAACUGGUAUGGCUGGGCAUAUGAGAAAAUAAAUGACAUUCCCGGCGUGACCGCUGACCUCCGUAACAUGCCUGACCCCAUAACUGCUCGGGAGAGUAUCUGGAUCCCAUUCAUGCGUGGCGAAAUGUCAUGUGAUGAAUCAACAAUUAUCAUUGGGCACAGCUCUGGUGCCGAAGCUGCCAUGAGAUUUGCAGAAAAAUACAAGGUCAAGGGCAUCAUAUUGGUCUCGGCCUGCAUCACUGACCUUGGUGACGAAAACGAGCGGGAGAGUGGAUAUUACAGCCGACCUUGGGAAUGGGAGAAAAUUAAGGCCAAUACAGAAUUUAUAGUUCAGUUUGGGUCGACAGAUGACCCUUUUAUUCAAUGGGAAGAGCACCAGCAAGUGGCAGAUGGACUCCAAUCAGCACUGCACAAGUUUUCUGACCGAGGACACUUUAUGAACUCUGUAUUUCCUGAGCUCAUCAAUGUUGUUAAAUCAAAACUGUGUUGAAAAAACUUUAUAAGUUGAAAUUUACAUUAUAGCUUUAAAUUGGUCAUGUUUAUACUCAGUGCUUGAACUAUAUAACUAUAUGUGACCCAGUCAACAACAAUGAUGUGGGAAAAUGAAAGAAAUAUCACUCACACUGUAUGUGCUGUAAAUAUGCAUACGUGAACAAAAUGACAUAUAUUGCAGCAUUAUUGCUCAAGUGAAAAUUCCAACACAAUGCAACGAUUUACACUGUCAAAACACAAAAAAAUCCAUAAAAAAGCAUUAUACUGUUAUGACCAAGUGUUUAUUAGGUAGCUUGCUUAAAUAAUGAAUAAAACAUACCAAUGAUU
Messenger RNA from Mizuhopecten yessoensis (Yesso scallop), 1340 nucleotides. Its product is annotated as putative hydrolase RBBP9. The coding region runs from base 472 to 1011 and encodes 179 amino acids. The transcript is spliced from 2 exons. Lineage: Eukaryota; Metazoa; Mollusca; Bivalvia; Pectinida; Pectinidae. Gene Ontology annotation, molecular function: hydrolase activity. The record is from RefSeq and is a predicted model, not a curated record.